AUGAGAGCUCCAGUUGGGAAGCGUACUUCGGACAAGUAUUGCAUAUUCCAUAAGGACCAUGGGCAUGAUACUGAGGAUUGCAGGCAACUGAAGGAUGAGAUUGAAAGCCUUAUUAGGAGAGGCUAUCUCAAGCAGUUAACUUCGAAUCGGGAAGAGAAAAGAAAGAGAGCUGAUGAUGAGAGGGAUGACGAGAGGAGCAGACAAAGGCGGAGGGACGGUUCUCCUUGUCACCAAAGAGGAACCACUGGGACUAUCAAAAUAAUUGUUGGAGGCCUAGCGGCAGAAGGGAAAAGCUCCUUAGCAGGAAGGGCUUACGCUCGAAUCAAUGAAAAGGAUGCUGAGGACGUCCAAGACCCCCAUGAUGACGCGCUUGUCAUAGAAGCAGUUAUUGCCAACUUCACAGUAAGAAAGGUCUUGGUAGACAAUGGUAGUGUGGCGAACAUCCUGUUUUAUCAUGCCUUUCAGGAGAUGAAGAUUUCAGAAGAUAAGUUGAAGACUUUUUCUAAACCUUUGUACAGAUUCGUAGGAGAGUCAAUAGUUCCCAAAGGAAUUAUAUCCCUACCAGUCACUUUGAGAACUUACCCUCAGACUAUUAUGCAUAUGGUUGACCUACUAGUGGUAGAUAUGAAGACUCCCUACAAUGCCAUCAUUGGGAGAUCACUUCUUCAUAAACUCCAAGUUGUUGUCUCUACUUACCACCUCAAGAUAAAGUUCCCAACUUCCUAUGGGGUAGGGGAAGUAAAAAGAGACCAGAAGCUAGCACGAAUGAUGUACUAUACCGAUCUGAAAGAUAAGAAAAAGGCCACUAUCUCGAUCAGCAGUCUGGACGUUCGGGAGGAAGCAAAGAUAAUUAAACCUACUCCAGCUGAAGAUCUCCUUCCUAUCAAGGUAGAGUAA
This is a messenger RNA of Tripterygium wilfordii, 897 nucleotides long. RefSeq lists its product as uncharacterized. Bases 1 to 897 code for a protein of 298 amino acids. The record is from RefSeq and is a predicted model, not a curated record. The transcript has 2 exons. Lineage: Eukaryota; Viridiplantae; Streptophyta; Magnoliopsida; Celastrales; Celastraceae.